This is a messenger RNA of Lucilia sericata (common green bottle fly), 1566 nucleotides long. RefSeq lists its product as uncharacterized. The record is from RefSeq and is a predicted model, not a curated record. The transcript has a single exon. Bases 168 to 1370 code for a protein of 400 amino acids. Lineage: Eukaryota; Metazoa; Arthropoda; Insecta; Diptera; Calliphoridae.
GUUAAUGUUUGUCGGCGCAGUUCUUUGUUCCAAGUCCUUUGCACUAAGGUUUUCUUUGUUAAUAUCUACAGAUAAUUAAAACUAAGAACUUUUCUAUUAGCUUUAAAGUAUUAAAAACUUGUGCCGCUUUUAAUUUCUAUUCACAUAAACAAUAUACAGGAAGUAUUAUGCCUGGUUACCAUGAUCCUAUUCAGCAUCAUCGUCGUCUAAGUUCUUUUUCCUUGGAUGCCAUAGAGGAAUAUUUUGCCCAACUGAAUCCGAUUGCCAAACGUAUUGCCUACGAUAUUAAUGACACCAAAGCUAACUAUGGCCAACUGUGGGAGACUUUAGACUAUCAUGAACAGAACGAUAUAAUAAAUGAUACUUUGAUUAAGCCGGAAAUUUCCUUACGGUACUUUGAUAAUUUUCUAACACCCACACCAACUAACUCUUCGGGAAAUAGUUAUCAAUCAUCAACGGAUUCGUUGACAGCCAUAGUACUAAAGGAUGUGGGGGCAGCUAGAGAUUCUAUGGGGAAUCGGGAGGAGGAAGGAGACAAGAAAAAAAUGUCCACCCUUAAACCAUAUGGUGGAAAAUUUAGCCCGCAUGGUGUGAAAAAUUUUUACUCUUAUGAUGGACGUAAUUUGUAUACUUUUGGUAUGCAAAAAGUUGCACUUAAAGUUAUACAGGAUGACGCUUUAGGUUGUUUUCGCGACGAACAUUCACGUCCAUUUUGUUAUAGAACAAAAUCUCAAAUUAAUUUGUUUGUCUUACAACCGUCGGCAGAAACAAAGGCAGCUCGAAAAGCAAUUGCACCCCCCAGUAAGAUAUUAACAGCGCCAAUAAAGUCCAUGGCUUUAAAAACACGUGAAGAGAGCUCACCCCAAGAUGAGGAAUCGAAAAAAGCUUUGGAUAAUUAUCAUCGUUUGCAACAUCAAUUGAAAAUGAAUCUUAACGAAAAGAAAUCUCAAGAUUUACAAAAAUCAUCAUCAUCAACUUAUAUAUCCAUUAAACCCAGUAGUAUUACAGCUAAUCGUAAAAUUAUUAAAUCUCCCGACACUUCUUAUAAAUUAGAAAGUAAGGAUAACACAGCUACAACAAAUUCGAAGAAUGCUAAGUCUUCAUUGCUGCAAAAUUACCUAAAUUCAACACAAAUUAAUGCAACACCAAAGAUAGGAGUUAACUAUGCAGUUUUCUCUGAUGCUUACAACACAGCUGAGGAAAGUUCCAAUUUAUUGCAGCAUUGCGGUCAAAGCGAUCUAGCUACAGCUUCUUGCUCUUCGGCAGCUACGUCGGAUGACGAUGAAAAAACUUUAGAAGCAGAGGAUGUUCAUCUUCUUGACAAUGAUUCAAACAUACGCAAAGGAUUUGAUUUUCUUAAUAAUUGGUAAAAUUAAUAUUCAAAUGGCUGCUUAGAGAUGAUUAACUAAUAAUUGCUGCUUUAUAGUAAACUAGAAGAUAAAACACUACUGACCCCUUUUUCCAAAAAAUUUUGAUAUUCAUAUAAUACGAAAAAAAAGACCCAGCGACAUAAUUCUAUAAUAAUAGACUGAACUGAUUUUUUAAAUAAUAAAGAAAAUAAAAUAU